This is a messenger RNA of Fusarium odoratissimum NRRL 54006, 812 nucleotides long. RefSeq lists its product as uncharacterized. The transcript is spliced from 2 exons. The coding region runs from base 291 to 647 and encodes 118 amino acids. Lineage: Eukaryota; Fungi; Ascomycota; Sordariomycetes; Hypocreales; Nectriaceae. The record is from RefSeq and is a predicted model, not a curated record.
GACCGAUACGUGCAACUACAUGAUGCACGGUGACAUGAGACAUUCAUUCUGGAGAUAAUUGGACAUGGGGGACGAGCUGUGGAGGUUUGUUGUGAGACAGGAAAACAUCCCUAUACGUAGGCUGAUCUACAAGGCGAUCUCUUACGUAUUUUCUAUAGUCACUUGAAAGGCUCUGUGUCUAUAAGAACCCCUCAAUCUCUCACUGAUCCUGAACACAAACUCUCAACUCAACUCAACUCAUCUUCACAUCAACUCCUUCUCAAACAACUACUCAACAUAAAUCACUCACAAUGGGUUACGGCACUCUCGAGAACGGCGACUGGCUCAUGGUCGGCAUGAGCAUCUUCAGCAAAGAUCGCUCCGUCGAGCUCCGCAUGCAAGACGAUGGCAAGCUAGCCAUCUACUACAACAACCGCUGUGCCUGGCAGAGCACCGACCAGCAGACCAGCAACGCAAAGGGCGCCAUCAUGCAAGGCGAUGGUAACCUCUGCAUCUAUGACAAGAACGGCAAGGCCACUUGGCACACUAACACUGCUGCCCCAAGCGGCGACAACAAGACUUUCCUUUCUGUCCAGGAUGACGGAAACCUUGUUUUGUACAAGAACGGUGGUGCUACUCCCAUCUGGUCCUCCAAGAGCAACAAAUAAACUGGCUGGCUGGGUUGGCAUGUGAAUUGGGCGGUUGGCGGGUACAGUUAGGGAUCUAUGGACCUAGACAAGUUCUACCUGCCGAUUUGUGCACCACUCAUAGUAUUAAUAGCCAUCAAUAAAGUUAAAUUGAAGAGAGCCUUUGUCUCUUGCAAUACGUGCCAA